AGGACAGCUAAGAGCAUGGAACACAGGAAUAUAUGACAGUCCAAGAAGAACUUAUGAUAUGACUCAAAAACAGGUGCGGGACAUCUGGGAGGAGCUUGGUGUUGGACACAAUGGAUACCUCAAUCAACAGGAACUUGCCACUGUGUGUCAGAAUAUAGGACUUGAAGAUCUUAACAAAGAGGAACUUGAAGACCUAUUCAACAAGCUAGAUAGAGAUGGAGAUGGCAGAGUAAGCUUUCAAGAGUUUCAAGUGGGCUUGUUUAGCCAUGCACCUAUUGCUUCUACACCACUAAAGAAUCAACGUCCAUGUGCACUUUACCAGCCAGAAGACAGCCAUAAAACACCAUCCUUGCUGUCGGGAUUUGGAGGCUUCCAUGUUUUCUCAAGCAUUGAUGAUGGGACUGGCUUUGGAAACCCGGAGCAGAUCAUGAUCAUUUGGGAAGAAGAGGGGAUUGAGGAUAGUAAAGAAGUAUUUUUGAACUUGGAUAUCAGCCCAGAGCAGCGAGUGAACCUUUUGGAGCUCACUGCCGCUUUAGAAAAUGAGUUGAUUGCAACAAAAAAUCGAAUUUAUUUGGCCGCGUUGGCAUCCUACAAGCAUGAGCUGCACCAUCAGCAUAACCAAGUUGAACAGAUUAGUAAAGAGCGAGAUAAAGCCAAACAAGACCUGGAGAGAGCAGAGAGGAGGAACUCACUGCUGGUUGAUGAGGUCGAUGACCACAAUUCUGUUAUGGAGAGUCUUAAUGAGAGCAAAAUC
Staurois parvus is the source of this 754-nucleotide messenger RNA. NCBI's taxonomy places the organism in Eukaryota, Metazoa, Chordata, Amphibia, Anura, Ranidae. The record is from the annotation of a GenBank genome assembly.